This is a messenger RNA of Pezoporus occidentalis (night parrot), 403 nucleotides long. Its product is annotated as late histone H2B.L4. NCBI's taxonomy places the organism in Eukaryota, Metazoa, Chordata, Aves, Psittaciformes, Psittacidae. Gene Ontology annotation, molecular function: structural constituent of chromatin; protein heterodimerization activity; DNA binding. The coding region runs from base 15 to 368 and encodes 117 amino acids. The record is from RefSeq and is a predicted model, not a curated record. The transcript has 2 exons. Gene Ontology annotation, cellular component: nucleosome.
UGUUAGAGACUGAGAUGAGUGCAAGUGAGAGAAAGUAUGGUCAUGCUUCCCCCUCUGGGGAGAAGAAGUCCAAGAAGAAGCCUAAGAGGAAGGAAACCUAUUCAAUCUAUAUCUACAAAGUACUGAAGCAGGUGCACCCGGACACUGGCAUCUCCUCUAAGGCCAUGAGCAUCAUGAACUCCUUCGUCAAUGACCUCUUUGAACGUCUGGCCUCGGAGGCCUCUCGCCUGGCCCAUUACAAUCACCGCUCCACCAUCACCAGCCGGGAGGUGCAGACAGCCGUGCGGCUCCUGCUGCCUGGUGAGCUGGCCAAGCAUGCUGUCUCUGAGGGCACCAAGGCUGUCACCAAAUACACCAGCAGCAAGUGACUGGCCAGACCCCAAUAAAGUCCCAUUGCACUGAG